This is a messenger RNA of Pipistrellus nathusii (Nathusius's pipistrelle), 1680 nucleotides long. The record is from the annotation of a GenBank genome assembly. Lineage: Eukaryota; Metazoa; Chordata; Mammalia; Chiroptera; Vespertilionidae.
AUGCGCAGGCUCAGUUCCUGGAGGAAGAUGGCGACGGCCGAGAAGCAGAAGCACGACGGGCGGGUGAAGAUCGGCCACUACAUCCUGGGGGACACGCUGGGCGUGGGCACCUUCGGCAAAGUGAAAGUUGGCAAGCACGAACUGACUGGGCAUAAAGUCGCUGUGAAGAUACUCAACCGACAGAAGAUUCGAAGCCUCGAUGUGGUAGGAAAAAUCCGCAGAGAAAUUCAGAACCUCAAGCUUUUCCGGCAUCCUCAUAUUAUUAAACUGUACCAGGUCAUCAGUACACCAUCUGAUAUUUUCAUGGUGAUGGAGUAUGUCUCGGGAGGAGAGCUCUUUGAUUAUAUCUGUAAAAAUGGAAGGCUGGAUGAAAAAGAAAGCCGGCGGCUGUUCCAACAAAUCCUUUCUGGCGUGGACUAUUGCCACCGGCACAUGGUGGUCCACAGAGACCUGAAACCGGAAAACGUGCUGCUGGAUGCACACAUGAAUGCCAAGAUCGCUGACUUUGGUCUUUCAAACAUGAUGUCAGAUGGUGAAUUCUUAAGAACAAGUUGUGGCUCACCCAACUAUGCUGCACCAGAAGUAAUUUCAGGAAGAUUGUACGCGGGUCCGGAGGUAGACAUAUGGAGCAGUGGGGUCAUUCUCUAUGCCUUGUUAUGCGGAACCCUUCCAUUUGAUGAUGACCACGUGCCAACCCUUUUUAAGAAGAUAUGCGAUGGAAUCUUUUAUACCCCUCAGUAUUUAAACCCUUCAGUGAUUAGCCUAUUGAAACACAUGCUGCAGGUGGAUCCCAUGAAGCGGGCCACCAUCAAAGAUAUCAGGGAACAUGAAUGGUUUAAACAGGACCUUCCAAAGUAUCUCUUUCCUGAGGAUCCAUCGUACAGUUCAACCAUGAUAGACGACGAAGCCCUGAAAGAAGUGUGUGAGAAAUUCGAGUGCUCAGAGGAGGAGGUGCUCAGCUGCCUCUACAGCAGAAACCACCAGGACCCGCUGGCGGUCGCCUACCACCUCAUCAUAGAUAACAGGAGGAUAAUGAACGAGGCCAAAGACUUUUACUUGGCGACAAGCCCACCGGACUCUUUCCUCGAUGACCACCAUUUGUCUCGGCCCCACCCUGAGAGAGUGCCCUUCCUGGUGGCUGAGACUCCCAGGGCACGCCACACCCUCGAUGAAUUAAACCCACAGAAAUCCAAACACCAGGGUGUGAGGAAAGCAAAAUGGCACUUGGGAAUUAGAAGUCAAAGUCGACCCAGUGACAUCAUGGCAGAAGUUUGUAGAGCCAUUAAACAACUGGAUUAUGAAUGGAAGGUGGUGAACCCAUAUUAUUUGCGCGUUCGAAGGAAGAACCCUGUGACAAGUACAUACUCCAAAAUGAGUCUACAGUUAUACCAAGUGGAUAGCAGAACAUAUUUAUUGGAUUUCCGAAGUAUUGAUGAUGAAAUUACUGAAGCCAAAUCAGGGACUGCGACGCCACAGAGAUCGGGAUCCGUUAGCAACUAUCGGUCUUGCCAAAGGAGUGAUUCGGAUGCGGAGGCUCAAGGAAAAUGUGCAGAAGCUUCUCUUACCUCAUCUGUGACCUCACUUGACUCUUCUCCUGUUGACUUAACUCCAAGGCCUGGAAGUCACACAAUAGAAUUUUUUGAGAUGUGUGCGAAUUUAAUUAAAAUUCUUGCACAAUAA